Lonchura striata (white-rumped munia) is the source of this 3639-nucleotide messenger RNA. The record is from RefSeq and is a predicted model, not a curated record. NCBI's taxonomy places the organism in Eukaryota, Metazoa, Chordata, Aves, Passeriformes, Estrildidae.
UUUCCAGUUUAAUGUCUGAAUCCAAAUUCAUAAAGAGUUGGAAAAAUGAGAUGUCUGAGCUAUAGGAUUCACAGGGAUUUUAUAUGAAGCCUAUUUAAUCAGGAUAACACUGUUAUUAAUAUUCAUAAAGUCAGCUGGAACACAAAUGACAGACUAUGGAGCCUAAAAUUUUUUACUUGUGAAUUUAUUAAAAGCAGCUUAAAAAAUUAAUGGAAUUUAAGUAAAGUUGACGAAAAUUAAAAUCUUAUGUUAGCAGAAAAAAUCUAUAUUAGAACUUUGUCUAAGACCAUCUUGCAUUGAUAUCUUUGACAGAUUUCAUUGGUACUUAAAGAAGAAAGAUGCAUGAAUGGUCAUUUAAAAGGAUUUAAACACAUUGGCACAUUAAUUUUUACAUGAAUAAUAAGUAGUUUCCAAAAGCAAUUAACUUACAAUGUACAAGAUUUGAAUAGAAAAAUAGGACUGUGACAUCAAAGGGCAAAGCAAAUGUGCAGUACAUUUUAAACUUUUAAUAAUAUGACUUCUUAAAAUAAAUUUUUUCUUUUCCACAGUAGGUAAAGUAACACCAAAGGUAUUUGUGUAAAGCUUGGGUUUGUUUUGAAAUAUACCAAGAUCUAGAAAAAAAAAAUAUUUUUAUGCUGAAGUGCUGUUGGUAAAGAACAGUUUUAAGGCUUUUACAUUGAUCAAGUGCUUCUGAAUCAGCUUUCCUACAGUUUCUCUGUGUGGAAAACAGAUACAUAGUGUGUGAUUUUUCUCCCAUGCUGCUAUAUGCAGCAUUUGAAAGGAUUUCUUAUUUCUGUAGAUGACAAAACAGUUAGGUCUUAGUGUUCUUUCAUUACUGUACUUAACUAUUAAUUUCAUGUGACUGUUGCAUUUUAUAUUCAACUGAUAGGGACAUUUUCUUUUUUAUUUUCACUUUCUUUCAUGUCCUAGUAGUUUUGCACUAGCACAAGGUGGAUAAAUAAAUAGUGAAUAAGGAAAUUAGAUUUAAAAUUACCUCUAGCAUUUGUGUUAUGGUUUCAUUUUGUAUUUCCAUUUUUUUCUUGGUCUGCCAGUACACUUUAUUUUAAUCCCCAGCUUUAAUUUCCUCUCAUUAUUACACAAAUUGAUUAUUAGCAGAUUGUCUUCAAAUGAAAGUAAGCAUUUAUAAUAAUUGUAUUCAAUUUUUCUCAUGAUUCCUUGUGUGAAAACCUUAAUGACCACUUCUUAUUAUUUUUGAAAUGCUGACUUUUAACACUCACUGAAUAAUGAUGGUUCAAUAAGUUUUGGUUCUAAAAAUACCUUAUAUUCAAGGUACCUUCUGUAAAGGUAAAUCUUGAAGGACAAGGAAGUGUUGUGCACAAGUCAGCUACCUAUUGCAGUGUUUGUGUUCAGAGCAACCAGUUUAAAUACUCAGUGCCUGGAAUAUUUUGUUGUUCUGUAUCCUGACUUUUUUUUUUUUAAUUAGUUAAUCGGCACACCCUAGGGAGCCCCAAAAAUCUUCGCGUUUUACUUUGAUUGGUAGAUGACCUUAAUCUGAUAUCAACUAUUUUUUUUUAUUUUCUCUAUGUUUAAACCAGAAAAUUCCUUUUAGUCGACAGAACCUGUUUCACCUUUGAAGGCAAAGUCUGUAAAAUGAGCCUCUUGACUUCAGUCAUAAAUUUUUCCUGUGCCAUAGUCUAUUAUUUCCGGGAGAGGGCAGCAUUUUCCUAUAUCAGCUAAUCCAAAAGUAAAUGAGGAACUUAGGAAAAGAUUGCCAACUUCAAAUCAACACAGUUACAUAGAAUUGAAGAAGAAGCUUACAGCUUAAUUUGAGGGAUUCUUUUAAGGGACUCAGUGUUCUGUGAUAUGAGCUCUGAAACCUUCAAGCAAAAACUGGACUCGGUGCCAGAUCAAACAAGUUCAGAGGAACAAAUGGAGAACUGGUCAAAAGAAACACACAUCUUGAAUCAGAAAAAAGAAGACUUCUGUGUUGAACUUCAGUUUUAUAAGAAUUCUCAAAAACCCAAAGAAUUUUUUAUCCAGGCAGAAACUGAAGCACCAAAACGUUCAGAUUUGCGAGUAACCAGUCAAAGAGGAGGAGUCCUAACUGACUGUAAUUCUGAUUCUGAAGAAUCAAGCAGUGUGGAAAGAAAGGAUAACAGGACACUACCUGAAUUUAUAUCCUCAUGGAAUGAUGCUGAAGAUUUAAGUGGAAGAACAGAAACUGCAUUCCUUUUAAAAGAAUUGGACACUCUGAGGGCCAAAAAUAAAAAGCUUCAAGAUAAGCUGGCUGAAAAGGACAAGGAGCUGAAGACAAUGAAACUGGACUUAGAAUUGCAAGACAGAGCUACAGAAGCUAAGAUUGCAGAAAGGAUUGCAGCUCUGGUGGAAGAAGUUUAUUCUGCUCAACGGGAACGUGAUGAGGCUGUCAUGGCAAGGCUUAGGUUGGCCAAUGAAGAGAGAGAUGAAGCAUUUCUGCGAGUCCAGCGUUUAGAAGAGUCUCUCAAAGAGCUAGAAAAUAUUAACCCUGAAGAAAAUGACAUGACAUUACAGGAAUUACUGAACAGAAUAAACAAUGCAGACUCAGGGAUAGAUAUACUGAAGAAUGGAGCUAUAAUUCUGAACCGAAUACACAGGACCAAAGAACGUAAAAAGAAAAUAAUAGCUGAGGAAAUGAAUGCAGUAAUAGAACAACGGGAUGCUGCUUUAUCUCAAUGCAAACGGCUGGAGCAGGAGCUUCAUCAUCUGAAAGAGCAGAACCAGACUUCAGCAAACAACAUGAGACAUAUGACUGCUGAAAACAAUCAAGAACGUGCUCUGAAGGCAGAAUUGAUAGCUUUGCAACAAGAAAAGGAAGGUGCUCUUCAACAGUGCAAAAAACUAGAAGAAGAAAUCCAAACAUUGCGUGUUUAUUACAGAUUAUACAAGUCUUUGUGUGAAGGGACGAGUCUGAAGAACCAGCCUAAUUGUGCUUUCAGUACUUCUGAAGGUGGACUGCAGGGAAGGGAGGAUGUUGUGACCCUAACCCAUGGCCAGGUUGAAGAGCUGGCAGCCCAGCUGCAGCAAACUCGAUUGGAGCAAAAGGACACUGAGCUGAAGCUCCAGAAAGCCCUGGAAGCUUCACAGGAGGCCAAUGAAAAAGUUCAAAAGUUGGAAAGGCUGGUGGACGUCCUGAGGAAGAAGGUUGGAGCAGGGACCAUUAGGACCGUGAUCUGAUUGAAAGCUCCAGUCUAAGGAAGCUUUCACAUCUGGUGACCAGGCUGCUUCAUUCAGCACUGUGUAAACACUGAAGCCUUAACUUAGCAAACAGUUGUUAGAAGUGGGACACUCCAGCGACAUUCCAAGCUGAGAUAAAAUCAAAUCAUAAAUGUUUAACUACUUUGCUGCCGAGUUCUGUGAUUUGUUAAAAUGUUUCACUGCAAACAUAUGUUUGUUUUUAACCAAAUGCAUUGUGGCACAGUGUAUUGUGAAAAAUUAUGUAGAUGCUCAUUUCAACAGUCUGUCCUCUCAGUGUUAAGACUAUAGUCUGCUGCAAGGCACAGCAUGGUCGUUUUUUAAAUACUGCAGGCUUCAGGUUCAAAAUGCUGCAAAGCAGUUUCAAAAUUUAAAUCCCUUAUUUUAUUUGUUAGGCUCCAAAUAGUCCAUUAUUUGCAUGUUAAAUAUAUUAAUUGAUAAAGUAGA